UUGAAGAGCCUCUAGAGGAAAUGCCCACGGUCAGGCUUGGUGUUUGUCUACUAUGCUUUCACGCCGCUUGUGGCAUUCCAUGCCAGUCAAUGCAUCUCGGCCACUCAUUUACCAAGGUACCAAGCGUGUAAUAGCUUCAAACAACAUAAGCACUACCGACCGCUUCUCGCCAUUGGCACCAGCGUAUGCACAAAACACAAUAAUACAAGCUCCGUUGAUAGCCGCUUAUUCAACGGUUGCUUCAAGCAAGACGCUAACGCUAUCAGAACAGCUCGCGCAAGGAAGCCGCUAUGCAUUGGCUAAAUCCAUCACUCUGGUGGAAUCGUCGCGGAGUGAUCACCGUGCAGAAGCUCAGCAGCUUCUAUCCUACAUCCUUAAGAAACAAAGAGAUCAACCAUUGACAAAGCCAACUUUUCGAAUUGGCCUUUCGGGUUCGCCAGGUGUUGGAAAGUCAACAUUUAUAGAGGCGUUUGGAAUGUACCUUCUGGAGCAAGGACAUAAAGUGGCAGUGCUGGCGGUCGAUCCUUCAUCAUCGCGGACAGGUGGAUCAAUUCUCGGCGACAAAACAAGAAUGACCGAGCUUUCUAGAGCUGACGAUGCUUAUGUUCGUCCUUCCCCAAGUAGAGGCACACUAGGCGGAGUUGCUCGUAAUACCAACGAAGCUAUCUUGUUAUGCGAAGCUGCCGGUUACGACGUUACUCUGGUGGAAACAGUAGGUGUGGGCCAGUCUGAGACCAUGGUUGCUGAGAUGGUGGACAUGUUUGUGCUCUUGGUUGGACCAGGUGGAGGCGACGAACUUCAGGGACUGAAAAAGGGAAUUGUGGAGCUGUCAGACUUGGUCAUUGUCAACAAGGCCGAUGGAAAGCUUGCCGAUGCUGCCAGGGCAGUUUCCAUGGAUUAUACCAGUGCGAUCAAGUUUUUGCAGCCUCCAUCACCACUUUGGAAAACAAAGGUGUUACGAGUGUCAUCUCGCGAAAACACUGGCAUUGACAAGGCUUGGGAAGCAAUGAAAUCCUAUUUUGACACUAUGACGUCUGCCAAUAAAUUGACAGAGAAGCGGGGGGCGCAGCGCAAGGUGUGGAUGUGGCGGCAAAUUACAAGCGAACUGGUAGAUCGUCUGAACUCGGACGACAAAGUCAAACAACAUGUCGCUGAACUAGAGAGUAAAGUGUUUGAUGGCAAAAUGACGAGUGGACAGGCAGCAGAUAGUGUAGUGGAUGUAUUUUUAAACAAGGUCAAAGAAGAUAGAAUAUGAUGGAAGUUAGGAUUUUCAACACAAACCUAAUAUUACCCAAUAACGAAAAAUAUAA
Umbelopsis ramanniana AG is the source of this 1310-nucleotide messenger RNA. RefSeq lists its product as uncharacterized. The record is from RefSeq and is a predicted model, not a curated record. Lineage: Eukaryota; Fungi; Mucoromycota; Umbelopsidomycetes; Umbelopsidales; Umbelopsidaceae. The transcript has 12 exons. Bases 53 to 1255 code for a protein of 400 amino acids. Gene Ontology annotation, molecular function: GTP binding; GTPase activity. Gene Ontology annotation, cellular component: cytoplasm.